Molecule: messenger RNA, 3012 nt
Organism: Pogoniulus pusillus (Red-fronted tinkerbird)
Lineage: Eukaryota; Metazoa; Chordata; Aves; Piciformes; Lybiidae
Gene: LYSMD4
Product: LysM domain containing 4
Exons: 3
Coding region: 35-859 (274 amino acids)
Source: RefSeq, a predicted model, not a curated record
GGAGGUUGAGAUGAUUAAGGUGCUGGGAUAAAAGAUGAGGCUAAGUGAGAGCCAGACAAGAUCCUUCCAGGCUCCUGUCACUGUCCACGCGUACCCAGGCAGGCAGGUGUACGUGUUCCCCAGGCGCCGCUCCGAUUCAGAGGAGUCCUCAGAGGAGGAACUCGUUGUUACUGAGCUGCGGCCGAGGGGCAGGGAGCAGCAGCGAUGCAGCACGGCGCGGGACAGAGCCGGGGACGUGGUGUUUCUGGAGCGAGAGGUUACGGAGGACGAUAAUCUCAAUAAGCUAGCCCUGCAGUAUGGUUGUCAAGUUGCAGACAUCAAGCGUGUCAACAACUUCAUCCGGGAGCAGGACUUGUACGCGCUGAAGUCCAUCAAGAUCCCUGUGAAGCCCCAUGGGCUGUUAACGGAGAACAGCAGUGAACUGCGGCCGCUGCCACCCGCCCCCUCCCAGACCGGCUUGACGCUGGUGGACUUACCGGCGCCUGAGGAUGAGGCAAGCAGCUCUGCUGACAGCAGACACCUGAGCGACUACUUCAAGGGGAUUGACAAGAACAUCCAGGAUGCGGUGCAGGCAGAGGUCCAGAUGAACACAGAGUAUGGUGUGGAAACGCUAGAGAGGCCAUUGCCCCAGUCAGGGAAGCAGGAGAGCAGCACUGGUGCAGACUGUGGAAUCCAGUGGUGGAAUGCAGUUUUUAUUAUGCUCCUGAUAGGAAUUGUCCUGCCAGUAUUUUAUAUCAUCUACUUUAAAACACAAGGCCUGGUGGCCCAUACCUCCAAUACAACACUACUCUCAAAUAUUUCAGCAGAUGGAGUGGAAGGGAAAUUACCACAAAGCUCAGUUGUAGAAAAAAAAUCCUGAGGGAGGGAGGCAGGCAGCCAAACCCAGCCUCCUCUGCCUUUACUGAGGCCCCUGUGCUGUGACUGUCUCGAGUAAUUCAGGGGGAUAACACUGCAAAACAUCUUUAUUUUUUUAAGUAGCUGAUGUUGUAAUCUUGAAUUGCCUGACAGUGAGUUGUUGGGAUAUUUAUGGAAAAAUAAGGAUGCUUUGUUGCUUACAAAGCUCAUCAGGCAGCUGGUUUAACAUUAGUCAACUCAGCUGAGGGAGAGUGUUUUGUACCAUUUCACCCACCUUGGUUGCUUCAGGUGUUUCUUAAUGCCUUGGCUGAGAAGCAGGUCUUCUGCUGCCGAGUUGGAGAGUGCAGUAUUCGCGUGACUGGAAAGCUGAGGGCUGUUUGCAGUUCAAGGUACCAGUUUUUGCUUGGAGCAGAAGCAAGGACUCUUGCUGAGCUGUCAUUGCUGCCUUCUGCAGGCCUUGGCAGUUCUGGCAAACCUGGCCCUGAAGUGGUGAUUUCCAGUGCAUUAAGCUAGGUGCACCACGGCACAAGGACACUGCCAGCACCUUGACUUGACUGCCUGCUGCACAGUGGUUGAUGCUGUGUUUAUUAGGGUGCUUCAAGCUCACUACAGGAAGGGUGAGCCCAAGCCUCUUCCCCUUGAUGGAAUCCAUCAGACCUCUCCUGAACUCCAGUGUCUCUGCAGGCAGAGCUCACUGCGGCGUCCCUGCGUUGCCAGGACACUGCUCAGCCAGAGCCAGGACUUCAGAGUCACUGCAGCUGGCCAGGGUGUUGGAGGAGGAGGUGAGUGUAGCGUUAGCUUGUGAUAUGCAGUACACACAUCUUAAAGGCUGCUUUGUUGGAGGUGUGGUGGUGGUGGGUGGCUGUUCUACCCAGUAUGACCUUUUCUAAAAGAUAAUCAUCCAUCAUAGUGCAUCAGUUUCAGUCAUGCACUGGAGUUCCUCCUAUGUAGUCUUCAUGUGAUUGAGCUAAGCUCAUGUAAUUUGCAAGGCCCAGGAAAGCAGCAGCCCUGCCUUCCUUUAGUGACAGAAAGAAGUGUGAUGCCUCUGUAGGCUGGGACAGUGAAGCUGCUGUUAAGUGUUUCUGCUGGCAUUGAUGUUGAAAAGCUUCUGAGCACAUAGGAAAGACCAGUGGACCCUGGGAGGCAGGUGGUGUCCCAAGAUGUCACUGUACCUGCAGUCUGUGUUGGUCCUAGCAAAUGAGGAAACCCCAUGUGCUAGAAGCAAGCAGGAAAUGGGGCCUGGGAGAGCUUUGCUGCAGAGACUAAUUUGUCUCAAACAUUUAAUUAAUCAAGGCCAGGGAGUGGGGACAGAGAGACCCAACUCUCCUAGACUCAAACACUAAGGAGUGCUGAGCAGUUAUGUGACACCUGGCUGGGGAUGGGGUGAUGCAGGAUGUUGGGAGCACCUCACGAGUUCAGGAAGGGUGCCAGCCCUUGGCUUGUCUGCUGCUACUGCACUGGCAGCUGAAGGUGCAGGCAGACCUUGGGCUAGUGGCUAAAGCCCUUGUCUGGCCUCCCUUCCUGCCCCAAGGUCUGCUCUGGCGAGUUGCGUGGGUGUGGUGCUGCAGAGCUCAGCCCUGCAGCCUGCUGAGAACCUUUCAGCAGCAGAUGAGCUGGGCAAGGGCAGCACCUCUGCAAGAACACACACACACUGCUCCCGACCUGCAGCACAGCAAGGAGGGGGCGGUGUAAGGAGCUGGCUUGGUUUCUGCUAGGGCUGGGGUUUUUUCGUUUGUUUUGAGGUGGUGUUUUUUUUAAAGCCUUAGUGGUUGCUGUUGCUCCUAGCUCCCUGAGCAAAGGUGAAGCUGGGUGAGCUCUGUGAUGCAGGCUCAUGUACCAGCUACACUCGUGAGUGGCCUGACACUCUGCAUGAUGGAGAGGGACGGUGGGAGCAAGGCUUCCCAGCGACGUGAGGAACAGUGCACAGAGCAAGGAGAGCGCUGCAGCAUUCCAACAACCUGGAUUCCCUGCAAUCAGCAGAGUGCUGGGGAAAGGCUGAAGGACCCCACUUGUGUGAAUGAAGACUCCAAACCAGCACUUGUCUUUUCUUCUGUGAAGGAAGUGUAUCUCUCUUUGUUCUAGGGGAGGGGGAUUAGCACCUUUUAAAUAAAGCAACAUAAGAGCAGAAGGGACAGCACCCACUGUCUUAUUGUCACU